UUACAAGAUACGAGUUGAGUUCAGAGUUCAAAUUUAAAUUGCGCGCCUUUUCUCAUCAGACAAUUCAUCAGUGCAGUGUUAAACAGCCUUGAUUUAGUGACCUGCUGCUCUUCUAAGUGACUGUCUGGAGUUUUAAGAAACAUAUUAUGGGGGGACUUUGGUCGCGAGAAAAAAGUCCCGAAAAACCUAACUUAUUUUUGUCAGCUGUAGCAUCUUCUCUUCGCCUCAGUAGGCUUGGGACAGAUAACCCCAAACUGGAGUGGAAAGUCUGCCAGUAUGCUCUGUUCCCUUAUUUGGUUAAAAACUCAGCUGCAGAGGAUAAUAUUUGUGAUUUGGAGGAUCAUCUAGAGCAGGGUGCUGAUCUCUUGGGUGCAGAUGGCCGAGGUCGGACACCUCUACAUGUGGCAGCAUCAAAUGGCAAUGAAGAAACUGUUAACUUCUUGCUUAGGCAUGGAGCAGAUGUUAAUGCCAUUGAUUACGAUGGAGAAACCGCAUUGCGAGAUGCCAUACGCUCCGGGAGUCUGGAGGUUGUGGAGAUGUUAAUUUCUGCAGAUGCACGUUUGGAAAAAUCCUCAGAGGACCUUGGAACAGAUUUGUGCUGUCUUGCAUUUCUUGGAGACACAGAACAAAUGAAGGUAUGGAUGAAAGCUGGAGUCAGUUUGAAUACUUCUGACGAUCUAGGUCGAACUCCAUUACAUGUGGCAGUGUGCACCAAUCAGAUGGAAAUGGUUAAGUUCUGCAUUCUUAACGGAUCAGACCCUGAGCAAAGAGACAAAAUGAACAUCAGGCCAGUAGAUGAUGCCCAGAAACUUGGGUUUCAUCACUUGGUGGAGCUGUUGGGAAGUUCGAGCCCAAAACAGUGAAGAACCUUGUGCACAAUUAUUCGCGACAUAUUACAUUUGUCAUUUUAUAAUAAUUAUAAUAUUUAUAACAUUUAAGAUUUUAUAUUAUUUGUGUAGUGUUUAAUAAGGGAAGAAAAAUGGUAAAUAAAGAAUUAAAAUAAACAGUAAUGAUAUGAACACAAAA
Molecule: messenger RNA, 1026 nt
Organism: Triplophysa dalaica
Lineage: Eukaryota; Metazoa; Chordata; Actinopteri; Cypriniformes; Nemacheilidae
Product: L-asparaginase
Exons: 7
Coding region: 147-863 (238 amino acids)
Molecular function (GO): protein binding
Source: RefSeq, a predicted model, not a curated record